CGUGACCCAGAGGGAUCGGCACGGGACUUGCGUUGGAUACGACUGUACCGUACACCCUGGCCAACGGUCAAUCUUCCGCUUGGAUGGAACGUCACUCAACCACUUUGUUUGUUGUAACUUUGAUUGCUUUCUUCUCGUUCUUCCAACCAAUGGCACACCCUCUAUGCUCUGUGUUGAAGCAAGGAUCUACCAAAGCAAACCGAUACGGAAGCCAACUAACUCUUGAUUCGAUUCGAUUCGACCAACUAAGAUUUGCUAACGCGACAAUCCAUUUUUGCUACCCCUCGGACAUUCCCAUUGCAGUGACAAAAAAUAAUAAUGUGGAAAGGCAAAGCCAAGACGAUUCUUCAGAGAGCCAUUCGCACGGGCACAUUUCCGGGCCAAACCAGAUCGCAAUGGUGGCCUGUCGGUGCCGCCGUGUCCCUGCUGGUGCUGGCAGAGUUGGAUCGUCAGUCCAAAAAUAAUGCAAGGUCGAAUAAUGAACAUGAGAAUGCAAAUAAGAAUAUGACUCUGCCCCUUGAAAACUCCAGAUGGUUUCCGUCCAUGACAUCUUCUUGCGAGGCCCUACAACAACAACAACAACAGCCACACGUAUUGCCACAACGAAAAAGUGCCGAUCUACGACGAUUUCGAACACUCCGACGAAUGGAUGAAAACUCGACCAAAGAUUCCAUGGACAGUCGCUACGACGUCGAUUGGGAUUCUCCCUUGGGGGAAGGAUCCUUUGGAGCCGUAUACGUUGCCACGGAUCGACGGACCGGAGAAAAGGUGGCCGUCAAGAAAAUUUCCAAAAUGUACACCAACGAGGACGAAUUCUACCGAGAAAUGGCGGCACUGUUACACAUUAGCAAGGCCGGUGGACACCCGGGAAUUUGUUCCCUGCGAGAACAUUUCAAUGAAAAAGGGCAUUAUAUUCUGAUACUGGAUCUCGUGUCGGGAGGAGAAAUGUUUGAUCAUCUAGUGGAACAGGGUGCCUAUUCAGAAGCCGAUGCGGCCCGUCUGAUACGAGAAGUAGCAUCGUCCCUAUACUUUAUCCAUGGACUCAAUCUCACCCAUGGCGAUUUAAAACCUGAAAAUCUGAUGCUCAGUUCCAAGAAUCCCAGUGAUGCCGUCAUUAAACUGGUAGACUUUGGAUGCGCUCAUAUCCACGAGCAAGAUUCCAAUAAACAAGGAGUGGGCUCGGGUGAACAAGGUGGCAUUGCGGGUAAAACAUUGGCGUACUGCCCACCAGAAGCACUCCGGGAGGGACCCUACGGACGAUACGUCAUGCGUCCAUCCAUGGACUUGUGGAGCCUAGGGAUCAUUCUAUACAUUAUGCUCACGGGAAUGCAUCCCUUUGAUAUCAGAGGACAAGCCACGGAUGAAGAAGUCGCAAAAGCCAUUGUCAGUGGAGUACCACCACCGCUGCGAGAUUCACCGAUCACAGCACACUUGUCCGCAUCGGCGGUUGACCUCAUUGAACGACUCAUGGAUCCAAACCCAAAAACAAGAAUGGACGCCUUGUCGCUGCUGCAACAUCCAUGGGUCAAGGGAGAAACGGCAUUGACGGACAAGAUGAGAUUGGCCGGCAAAAAAUUGUCCAUUUAUCAUGGAUAUAAAAGUGGCAUUCAAAGAACAGUCUUUGAAAAUCUUGUCACGGGGUCGGACAAUCUGGAUGAUUCUUCCAGUCGAAAAUCACUGGUGGAAAAAUCAUUUCGAUGGUUCGACUCGGAAGAGAAGGGGCAUAUCGACCUCUACGAUCUCCAAUCGGUCCAUAACGGUGUCUCGCUCAAGGGGUUCAGUGAAACGGAUGCGGCUCCCCUGUCAUUGUCGGCAUUCUCUGAAUUACUGUCAGAUCACAUGCAAAAUCGAUACUUCCCCAAGGGACACGUAGUCUAUCGGGAGGGGGACGUUGGAAACAAAAUGUACUUUAUCAGCUCCGGAAACAUCACAGUUUCCACCAAGACAGGGUUUACCGUCCAGCGAGGUUCCGGCGACUUUUUCGGAGAAGGAGCUCUGCUCAGUCCCAAAAAGAUCAGAUCCGCGACAAUCCACUGCAAUACGCCCGUCCAUGCCAUGGAAGUGUCUCGAGAAUACUUUGACAAGUACCUUGCCAAGUCUGAUUCGGCGCUGUACUUGUUCCUACGAGAAAAGGACAUUAUUCGCAAAAAGAAUCGAGCCAAAAUGAUUCUGCGACUGCAAAAGACACUGAACGAACGCGAGUUUCAGUUCGGAGAGACCCUCUUUGAAUUUGGCGACACGACAGACUCCAUGUUUCUGAUGGAGAAAGGUGAAUUUGACAUUUUGGUGGGAGACCAGAAGGUCUUUUCGGCACAACCUGGCAACCUCUGUGGCGAAAACUCCGUUUUGACCCGUCGGCCGCGUAGUGCCACUGCAAUAUGCGCCACUGAAAGUGGUUGUACGGUUUACGAGAUGCAAGGGCGCGACUUUCGAAAGCUAAUGCGCAGAGCUCCAGACAUCAAGGCGUCCUUGCACAAUCUUUGUAUGCGCCGUGAUUUCAAAAAGGCCGUGGUGAUGCGAUUGAACAAGGAGUUUCCUUACCAAAACCCACGGGAAGCCUUUGACGCGGUCAAAACGGACACCUCGCGGCCUCAUCAUCUCAGCAAAGAAGAAGUGGCCAACUUGAUGAGAGAAUUUUAUUCCAGCUACUCGGACAAGGAAGUCUCAGAGUUGAUCCGGACAAUGGAUUUGACUGGUUCUGGGACUGUGUCUUUUGACGAAUUCAAGAAAGUUUUCAUUGCCAGCAAAAAGGGCUCUGAAGCCAAGUAG
Molecule: messenger RNA, 2769 nt
Organism: Seminavis robusta
Lineage: Eukaryota; Bacillariophyta; Bacillariophyceae; Naviculales; Naviculaceae
Source: the annotation of a GenBank genome assembly